Nicrophorus vespilloides is the source of this 1390-nucleotide messenger RNA. Its product is annotated as delta-like protein C. Gene Ontology annotation, biological process: cell communication; motor neuron axon guidance. The transcript is spliced from 7 exons. NCBI's taxonomy places the organism in Eukaryota, Metazoa, Arthropoda, Insecta, Coleoptera, Silphidae. Gene Ontology annotation, molecular function: calcium ion binding. Gene Ontology annotation, cellular component: membrane. The record is from RefSeq and is a predicted model, not a curated record. The coding region runs from base 212 to 1390 and encodes 392 amino acids.
CUGAAUAUGCUAAUUGCUGUACUUGUUUGAUGGAGAGUUCGUUGCACCUGGCUAUGACACACAUUUGUUCGGGUUGACGAAGACGUUAUAAGUUGUAGUAGUGGGCUUAAAGAAGGUCAGCGACUUGCUUCAGUAUGGCCAAGUUCACGGUCGCUCACGGUUACUUCUUCACAUCCAACUAAAAACCCGCGCUUAGUAGACAAGUGUUAUCAUGGAUAAGUUUUGGUGGCCGUUGCUGUUCGGCUUUUUCAUCAUACCGUCGGUCCUCCCUGCAACCAGAUUUGUCCCAAAAUGGAAGAAACAGAAGACUUUCAAAAACGCUUGUGAGAUUCCGUCCUCCCAGAACGAACAUUCGCAUUACGUCUGCGACGAUGAUGGAGAGGUGAAGUGCCUUCCAGGAUGGACAGGCGACUUGUGCGACGUGCCAAAGUGCCGUUCUGGCUGCGAUCCAUUGCAAGGAUAUUGCAACAGGCCGGGUGAAUGCCUCUGCAAGCUCGGUUAUUACGGAGAGCGGUGCAACAAAUGCAUACCUCUACCGGGAUGCCAGCACGGUACUUGCAAUGUCAGUUUUGAGUGCAUAUGCCAUGAAGGCUGGGACGGCCUGUUCUGCUCCGAACCAUUAUGCAGAUUGGAUUGUCAUCUGACAAGAGGCUACUGCGAUCAUCCUGGUGAAUGCAAAUGCCGUUUGGGAUGGGCCGGAAAGACGUGCAAGGAAUGUCAAGUAUUGCCAGGAUGUCAGCACGGAUAUUGCGAGAAGCCCUUGGAAUGCAAGUGCCGUCCCGGUUGGACCGGUAUACUUUGCCAAACACCCCUUUGCUCGAAGACCUGCCACAGGGACCGCGGAUACUGCAGGAAACCAGGAGAGUGCAGAUGCAAAGUUGGUUGGUGGGGUAAGAACUGCGAGAAGUGUUAUCCUUAUCCGGGAUGCGUGAACGGAGGAUGUAAUCGGCCUUGGGAAUGUAACUGCAGACCCGGUUGGGGUGGAAUGUUGUGCGAUGAAGAAUUGAACUAUUGCGAGAAUAACCCUGGUACAUGUCAGAAUGGGGCAAAAUGCGUUAGCGUGACGAAAGAUGAUGGCAGUUUCAGAUGCUUGUGCAGAGAAGGAUCUUCUGGAAGGAAUUGCGAAUACUCACAGUUCACCACGAUGAAACCGAUGACUCAGAUGACUAUGUUAAAUAGAACCACGACCUAUAUUCCAUUAUCGACACUCUCUUCUGUAACUGAAUCUUCGGUACAUAGCAACAAUGUAACUGAAUCACCUAUUUUAUCGUCGACUUCAACGACAACUACGACUACAGAGGCUGUGACUAUUGUUAACGCCACUAGCACGGAAGAAGAUGACAAGGAUAAGGAGAAGGACGAGCUUUUAGAAAAUAAUGAGACUUUGUAG